This is a messenger RNA of Closterium sp. NIES-65, 1197 nucleotides long. NCBI's taxonomy places the organism in Eukaryota, Viridiplantae, Streptophyta, Zygnematophyceae, Desmidiales, Closteriaceae. The record is from the annotation of a GenBank genome assembly.
AUGGCUGCCGAGGGAGUGACGAGUGCAGUGAACGAGUUGAUCAAAGAGGCGGUGCUGGUAGCAGUGAGAGAGGAGCUGGCUGCACACAAGGAGGAAGUGGAUGAGCUGCGGCACACUUUCACAACAGUGAAGGGGGAGUUUACAGCGAUUAAGAGGGUAUUGGCAGUGGUGAAGGGGGAGUUGGCGAAACACGAGCACGCUAUGGAAGAGAAAGUGGCUGAGAGUAGUAGGGCAUUGGAUGGAACAGGGCUGAUAGUGGAGAGUAGAAAAAGAAAGCAAGAAGCCACAGCGGAUUUUGCACGGGAGGAGGAGAGGAGGAGGGAGAUGCAGGAGUUGAAUCAGCUGCAUGCCACGGAGGACCUGGCGGCCUCUAAGGAAGGGCUGAAGAAACGAAACCUGAAACUGAAUGUUGCGCUGCAAAUCAAGCAGAGUAAAGGCGAUCAGAAGAUGGCAUGGAAGGUUGAUAUGGAGGAGGCGAGAGGAGGGCAGGGAGGGGAGGGUUUGGAGCGGGGGAUGGAGGACGCGCGAGGAGGGGAGGGAGGGGAGGGGAUGGAGGUCGAGGGAGAAGAGAAGAAAGACGAGCGGCUGGAGGAGAGGCAAGAGAGGAAGGCGAGGCAGGAAACUGACAAGGAUGUGUGGAGGAGAAAAGAGGCUGCAGUAAAAAUGGGGUGUUUGAGGAGUGAGGGGGACGCUGGGAGGAGAGACAAGGGAAAAAGGGAGGAUGGAGGGAGGAUGGUGGAGGGGGCUCGAAUGGAAAAGGACAAGAGGGAGGAGGGGAAGUGGGCUGGUCAGAAGAGGUGUGUGAAGGAAGUGAGUAACAAAGAGGUGGAGGAGGUGGGAAUUGUAAAGGAAAUAGAAUUGAAGGAACUGGGGGGGAACGUACAAGAUGUAUGUGGAGGAGGGGAGGAAGUAAAGGAGGUGGGGUUGAGGGAUGGCGAGCGGGAGCUUGUGCCAAGGGGAUGCGGUGGAGAGGAGGAGAUGGGGGAGGAGGGAGGACAGCAAGGGACAGGCGAGGCGCAGGGAGAAAGCGGCAGAUAUCCAGCUGGCUCCCGGGAGCUCACCUGCACACACAGGGAAACAAACACACAUGCAUGCGCACACCCAUCCAAUCCAAGUGCCGGUGGCAACCUCCUCCUCUCCCUGCUGCCGCUGCCUUGCGCUGCAAUUCCCGCUGGCUCUCUCUUCUCUCUUACGUAA